CCGAUCUCCUCGGCAUGAGAAGAAGAAGAAAAUCCGCAAGUAUUGGGAUGUCCCUCCUCCAGGUUUUGAGCACAUUACACCCAUGCAGUAUAAAGCCAUGCAGGCUGCGGGACAAAUUCCAGCUACAGCCCUACUACCAACCAUGACUCCAGAUGGGCUGGCAGUAACACCUACACCUGUGCCUGUAGUCGGCAGCCAAAUGACGCGACAAGCUCGACGUCUCUAUGUUGGCAAUAUCCCUUUUGGAAUCACUGAGGAAGCAAUGAUGGAUUUCUUCAAUGCCCAGAUGCGCCUUGGUGGCCUUACUCAGGCUCCCGGUAAUCCUGUCUUGGCUGUGCAAAUUAACCAGGACAAGAACUUCGCUUUUCUGGAG
Thamnophis sirtalis is the source of this 373-nucleotide messenger RNA. Lineage: Eukaryota; Metazoa; Chordata; Lepidosauria; Squamata; Natricidae. The record is from RefSeq and is a predicted model, not a curated record.